AUGAGUGGCGUCGUGAGCUUCAAGCUCGUCCUGCUGGGCGAGUCGUCGGUCGGUAAGUCGAGCAUUGCGCUUCGAUUUGUCAAAGACCAAUUUGAAGAUUACCGCGAAAGCACGAUUGGUGCUGCUUUUCUUACGCAGACGGUGAGUCGGGACGAUGGCACGACCAUUAAGCUAGAGAUCUGGGACACCGCUGGCCAAGAACGCUACAAGUCCCUUGCACCCAUGUACUACCGAAAUGCCCACUGCGCGCUCGUUGUCUAUGAUAUCACAGAACAGGACUCAUUUGAAAAUGCCAAGACCUGGAUUCGUGAACUGCAGCGUCACGCCGACGCUAACAUAACGAUCGCUCUCGUGGGAAACAAGCUGGACUUGGCUGACACGCGCCGGGCUGUACCAGAAGAGGAGGCCCGAAAGUACGCUGAAGCGGAGGGUCUCAUGUUUAUGGAGGCGUCGGCCAAGACGCCGACCAACGUGACGGAGCUGUUUACCGCCGUUGCGAACAAAUUGCCGCUCGACCGCGGCAUUGGUGCCAAGCGACCCGAGGCGCCUGCCGGUGGCGCACGCCCCAACGCUCCUGUCCAGCUGGGUGCACAGCCACGGCCUACGAACCAGGAUGCGUGUACUUGUUGA
Malassezia restricta is the source of this 630-nucleotide messenger RNA. Its product is annotated as Ras-related protein Rab-5C. The coding region runs from base 1 to 630 and encodes 209 amino acids. The transcript has a single exon. Gene Ontology annotation, molecular function: GTP binding; GTPase activity. The record is from RefSeq and is a predicted model, not a curated record. NCBI's taxonomy places the organism in Eukaryota, Fungi, Basidiomycota, Malasseziomycetes, Malasseziales, Malasseziaceae.